AUGAACUCUUGCCAAGAUAUCAUCAUCAUCAUCAUCAAAGCAACAAGACUUUUAAGUGCUUUAAUUUUUGUUGACUUGAUUUAUCCAAGCCUGCCGCUAAUUGAUGCUUAUAAUCUUUAA
Molecule: messenger RNA, 120 nt
Organism: Spirodela intermedia
Lineage: Eukaryota; Viridiplantae; Streptophyta; Magnoliopsida; Alismatales; Araceae
Source: the annotation of a GenBank genome assembly